This is a messenger RNA of Zonotrichia leucophrys gambelii, 2019 nucleotides long. RefSeq names its product maestro heat-like repeat-containing protein family member 6. Gene Ontology annotation, cellular component: cytoplasm. Lineage: Eukaryota; Metazoa; Chordata; Aves; Passeriformes; Passerellidae. The record is from RefSeq and is a predicted model, not a curated record. The transcript is spliced from 14 exons. Bases 114 to 1907 code for a protein of 597 amino acids.
UUCCUUGCUCUUUGCCAGAUGCAGCCAAGGACCCGGCACAAGGGCUGGAUCCUGCCCGUAGCUGCUGGCACUCUGUAAGCCAGAAGCUCACAAACUUCACUUGGUGUCGAGAGAUGAUCAGCAUGUUCACCAAGGGUGCAGCAGAGGCUGGCCCCACAGCCCCUCAGAGCAUACCUCCUGCUCCCAGCCUGGAUCAGUUUGGGGAGAGAGUUGUCUCCACUCCCAGUCAAGUGCCAGGCUUUGUUAGGAACAUGCACCAGAGGCUGGCGUCCAACGAGCCUCCAGACGACUGGCUGUUCAUGGACAUCCUGCGGCUGACCGAGGAACAGCCCACUGAUGUGGCAGUGACCCUGCUGCGGUGCGCCCCAACAUGUGACAGAGCUGCUGCAAUCAUGUGGAAGACCAUUGCCUCGUCAGGAACGUCAACGGAAAAGGUGCUGCCCACACUGCUGUGUGUGAUGGACGGCUGGCCCAUGCAGAAAAUGUACACAGCUGAUGGGGACAACAAGGAUGUCUUUGCCCUGGCUGCAACCAGGGUGAUUUGGGAGAUUCUCCGCCUGCCCUGGUGCCCAGAGCCAUUUGUGGAAUAUUCCCCCCAUCUCCUUGUGGCUCUGCUGUACCAAGUUUACGCCAGUACAGAGCAGAUGUCAGAAGAAGUAAAUACUUUCUGGAAGAAAUGUCAGGAGGAAAAGGGCAUUACUGCCAACCCCAACAGCUUUGUAGUGGGCACUGUGAAGUCGUUCCUGUACCACCUGCAAUGUGUGAAUUUACUGAUGGCUCUGGAACGGAAGUGUGCCUGGGACACGCUGCUGCGUGCUGAAACCCACCACUAUGCAAUGGGUCUGCUGGCCAGGGAGAUGCGCCGUGUCUGCCAACCUUUCUGCUCCUGCGUCGCACUCCGCCUGCUCUGCCGGCUCAGCCGGGAGGAGCCAAGCUGGGAAAUGGCCUCCCUGGCGUUCCUGGUGGAGGUCCUGGAUUGCCUAGAUUUGAAUGAAUGGGGUAACAACAUCCUGGAGAUCUUGACCAAGCACCUGCUGAGCGAGUCCAUGGAGAUGCGACGCCUGGCCCUCAGAGGCCUCGUGAUGCUCAGCAAAGACCCCUCAAUGGCCAAAAAAAUGUGCAGCCUGUCUGAACCCCUCAUGGAUUUCCUGAGGAAUGAAGACAUAGAGGUGGUCAAGAUGAGUCUGUCUGUGUUCACAAAUAUACUCGUGAACAAGGAUAUCCUAACAUCCUGCCCCACAGCCCCCAAACUGGCUGCCGCGCUCCGGCCCCUCUUUGACAGUGACAACAAUCAAGUGCAGUGGCUCUCCAUUGGCCUCUACAAAGAUGUGAUGGAAUCAGUAGUGGAAAGGGGAAAACAGGCCCUGAAGCCUCUUGUGAACGAGAGCCUGCUUCCUCUCUUCUUCCACUGCUACGACGAGAACCGGCGUGUGGCACAGACCUCUCGGGAAACGCUGCUCUCUGCAGUAAAGUUCCUGAAGAGAAGGGAUCUCAGACAGCUGCUCAAGUUGGAUGACCCGUGGAGCUUCGCCGAGCACGUGCUGGCAGAGGACAGGAGCCGAGCGGCCGAGCACCUGCGCCAGGCCCUGCCCUACCUACAGAGCCCACAGGAGCCCGUGCGGGAGGCGGCCGUCAGAUCCAUUGGGACCGCCGGGAUGCUCAUGAGAGGACAGCGGGAGGAGCUGCAGCUCAUCUGUGAGGCCCUUCAAGCCCUUAACACAGAUGAGAGCCCUUCCAACACAAACCUGAUUGUUCAAGUCAUGUUGGAUGAAAGAGCUACAUCACUAAGUUCAUCUUCUGGAUCGAAACAACCAGGACAGCAGCAGAUGCCAUGCAGGAGGAAACAAGCUGGAGAUCAGAGGGGAGAAGCUGGAGCUCCAGGCCCAGCUAAUGCUGGGCAAGUCUGAGCUCACCUUCCCUCUUUACUGGUCCUGCUGCCCUCAGAACCUGCCUGUUCCCUUCUCCCAAGCUUUGCCAUUAAUAAACAUUUCAGCUUCUUCACCUCAUUGGUAUCUUUGU